AUGGAUUAUCUCUUCUUUCUCUUUCUCUCCCUUGUCCUAACCCUCUCCUCCGCCGCGCACCCAAAAACCCCCCGCGCCGCCCCCACCAAAACCGUCACGCCUGAGAUCCAACAAGCCUGCGCGGCCACGCGCUUCCCGCAGCAAUGCGAGACCUCUCUCUCCCAAUACGGCAAACUCCCGUCUAACCCGACCUCUCUCCAGUUCAUCCAGUCUGCCAUCGCGGUCUACUCCGAAAACCUCUCCACCGCGCAGUCCAUGGUGAAGUCCCUCCUCGACGCCGCCUCCGAAAGCCGCAACCUCACCGUGGCCGCCUCCACCUGCAUCGAACUGUUGGACAACUCGAAGCGCCGGACUUCCCUCGCCACCGACGCGCUGCCACGAAGGAAAAUCAAGGACGUGCGCGCGUGGCUGGGCGCCGCGCUCGCUUACCAGUACGACUGCUGGAACAGCCUUAAAUACGCGAACGUGUCCGUGGCGGUCAGCAAAGCAAUGGCUUUCAUCGACUCCCUGGAAUCUCUCUCCAGCAACGCCCUCAGCAUGGCCUUCUCCCUCGACGCCUACGGAGACGAUACCGCUUCGUGGAAGCCUCCCGCCACCGAGCGGAACGGUUUCUGGGGGAACAUCGGCUCCGCCGAAUCCGGCCCCGUCGGAGGAGUUCCGCCCAAUUUGAAGCCCGACGUCACGGUCUGUCAGGGGGGAGGAGACGGCUGUUAUAAGACAAUACAAGAGGCCGUUAACGCCGCACCAGAUAACGGCGACGGGACGAAGAGGUUUGUGAUACUCAUAAAAGAAGGAGUUUACAAGGAGACCGUUAGAGUUCCGUUAGCGAAGAGGAAUGUGGUGUUCUUGGGUGACGGCAUUGGCAAGACGGUCAUAACCGGUGAUGCUAACGUGGGGCAACCACCCAUGACAACUUACAACUCUGCCACAGUUGCGGUUCUUGGAGAUGGAUUCAUGGCAAAGGAUCUGACGAUUGAGAACACGGCUGGUCCUGACGCACACCAAGCAGUGGCAUUCAGAUCAGACAGUGAUCUUUCUGUGAUUGAGAACUGCGAAUUCUUGGGCAACCAAGACACUCUCUAUGCUCACUCCCUGCGCCAGCUCUACAAGUCAUGCCGCAUUGAGGGCAACGUGGACUUCAUCUUUGGAAAUGCUGCUUCAAUUUUCCAAGACUGCCUCAUACUGGUUCGUCCCAGGCAACUGCAUCCAGAGAAGGGCGAGAACAAUGCUAUCACUGCACAUGGCAGAACAGACCCUACACAACCCACGGGCUUCGUUUUCCAGAACUGUGUCAUCAAUGGCACGGAAGAGUACAUGGCUUUGUAUCACAGCAAUCCUAAAGUGCACAAGAACUAUUUGGGUAGACCUUGGAAAGAGUAUUCUAGAACGGUUUUCAUCAAUUCAGUGUUGGAGGUCCUUUUGACGCCCAAGGGUUGGAUGCCAUGGAAGGGUGACUUUGGCCUCAAGACACUAUACUAUGGAGAGUUUGGGAACAAGGGACCAGGUUCUGAUUUGUCGCAGAGGGUACCCUGGAGUAGCAAGAUCCCUGAAGAGUACGUCGUAGCGUAUUCAGUGCAGAAUUUCAUUCAGGGAAACGAUUGGAUUCCGUCGUCAUCAUCUGUUGGUAUCCCAUCGUCGUCGUAA
Sphenostylis stenocarpa is the source of this 1644-nucleotide messenger RNA. NCBI's taxonomy places the organism in Eukaryota, Viridiplantae, Streptophyta, Magnoliopsida, Fabales, Fabaceae. The record is from the annotation of a GenBank genome assembly.